AUGGCGUCCUGCUCGGCGCCGGUGCCGAUCUGCCAGCGCUACGUGGCCAGGGCGCCCGCCAUGCGGCGCGGCCCCCUCCCCGAGGCCUUGGCCCGAUCGGCGAGGAGAUCUUCCGGCAGCAGGGAUCGCCGGACGGUGAUCGUGCUCGGCGUGGCAACGAAGCCCGCAGAGACGAAGUCGAAGAAGGAUGCGGCCAAAGGGGGGGAGGCGAAGGGGGAGACGCUGUCCCCGGACGUGGCGCGCGACCUGUACUACGACAUGUAUCUGGGGCGCGAGUUCGAGGAGAUGUGCGCGCAGAUGUACUACAGGGGCAAGAUGUUCGGCUUCGUGCACCUGUAUUCGGGCCAGGAGGCUGUCUCCACGGGGGCGAUCCGGCUGCUGCGGCCGGACGAUUACGUGUGCUCGACGUACCGGGACCACGUGCACGCACUGAGCAAGGGCGUGCCGGCGAGGGAGGUGAUGGCGGAGCUGUUCGGCAAGCAGACGGGCGUGUGCAGGGGCCAGGGGGGAUCUAUGCACAUGUUCUCCAGGAAGCACAACUUCCUGGGAGGCUUCGCCUUCAUUGGGGAGGGCAUCCCUGUGGGCCUGGGCGCUGCUUUCCAGACCAAAUACCGAAGGGAAGCCCUUCAAGAUGAGAGUGCUGAUCAGGUGACGCUGUCCUUCUUUGGCGAUGGCACAUGCAACAAUGGCCAGUUUUAUGAAUGCCUCAACAUGGCUGGCCUGUACAAGCUUCCACAUAUCUUCAUGGUGGAGAACAACAAAUGGGCCAUUGGGAUGUACCACGAUCGGGCAACGGGGCCAUCUUUUGGUGACAAUGUUCCCAACAUCUACAAGAAAGGCGAGCCCUUUGGCAUGCCUGGAAUCCAUGUCGAUGGAAUGGACGUUGUGAAGGUUCGUGAGGCGGUCGCCACUGCAGUGGCAAGGGCUCGUCGUGGGGAUGGCCCCACCCUGAUCGAGUGCGAGACGUACCGCUUCCGAGGCCAUUCCCUGGCCGACCCAGACGAACUGAGGACCAAGGAGGAGAAGGAGCGAUACGCCAAGCGGGAUCCCAUCCCUGCAUUCCGCAAGUAUGUGCUGGACAACAAGAUCCUGAUGGAGGCCGAGCUCAAAGACAUUGAGCAACAGGUGGUGGAAUGCGUGGAGGACUCUGUGCAGUUCGCUGAAGCCAGCCCCAAGCCGGAGAAGGGCCAGCUACUGGAAAACGUGUUUGCGGACCCGAGAGGAUUUGGCACCGCUCCAGAUGGGGGUUACCGAUACGAACAGGCUGGGUUUACAUCUGGAACGGCACAGGUGUCAUAG
Messenger RNA from Ostreobium quekettii, 1299 nucleotides. The record is from the annotation of a GenBank genome assembly. Lineage: Eukaryota; Viridiplantae; Chlorophyta; Ulvophyceae; Bryopsidales; Ostreobiaceae.